GCGGCCCUGAGCCCGGCCCCUCCACCCGGCCCUUGGAGCCCGCACGCUGCCCAGGGACGAAGGCGCAGGAAGCGCGCGGGAAACGAGACCGAAGGGAGGAGCGGGAAGGAGAGCGCGGCAGCCGCGGGCCCUGCGCGCUCUGGGAGCGCCGCGCGGCCCUGCCCACAGGCUCCGGGUGUCCGCGGGGCGGCGCCGCGGAACAUGACGGCGCCCUGGGCGGCCCUCGCCCUCCUCUGGGGAUCGCUCUGCGCGGGUUCCGGGCGCGGGGAGGCUGAGACGCGGGAGUGCAUCUACUACAACGCCAACUGGGAGCUGGAGCGCACCAACCAGAGUGGCCUGGAGCGCUGUGAGGGUGAGCAGGACAAGCGGCUGCACUGCUACGCGUCCUGGCGCAACAGCUCCGGCACCAUCGAGCUCGUCAAGAAGGGCUGCUGGCUGGAUGACUUCAACUGCUACGACAGGCAGGAGUGUGUGGCCACAGAGGAGAACCCCCAGGUGUACUUCUGCUGCUGUGAAGGCAACUUCUGCAACGAGCGCUUCACCCACCUGCCGGAGGCCGGGGGCCCGGAAGUCACGUACGAGCCACCCCCGACAGCCCCCACCCUGCUUACGGUGCUGGCCUACUCGCUGCUGCCCAUUGGGGGCCUCUCCCUCAUCGUCCUGCUGGCCUUCUGGAUGUACCGGCAUCGAAAAGCCCCCUACGGCCACGUGGACAUCCACGAGGACCCUGGACCUCCACCCCCAUCCCCUCUGGUGGGCCUGAAGCCACUGCAGCUGCUGGAGAUCAAGGCUCGGGGGCGCUUCGGCUGCGUCUGGAAGGCACAGCUCAUGAACGACUUUGUGGCCGUCAAGAUCUUCCCACUGCAGGACAAGCAGUCGUGGCAGAGCGAGCGGGAGAUCUUCAGCACGCCUGGCAUGAAGCAUGAGAACCUGCUGCAGUUCAUCGCCGCUGAGAAGCGAGGCUCCAACCUCGAGGUGGAGCUGUGGCUCAUCACAGCCUUCCACGACAAGGGCUCCCUCACGGAUUACCUCAAGGGGAACAUCAUCACUUGGAACGAGCUAUGCCACGUGGCAGAGACGAUGUCCAGAGGUCUCUCGUACCUGCACGAGGACGUGCCCUGGUGCCGUGGCGAGGGCCACAAGCCGUCUAUCGCCCACAGGGACUUUAAAAGCAAGAACGUGCUGCUGAAGAGCGACCUCACGGCUGUGCUGGCCGAUUUUGGCCUGGCUGUUCGGUUUGAGCCAGGGAAGCCUCCAGGGGAUACUCAUGGGCAGGUGGGCACUCGGCGAUACAUGGCCCCAGAGGUGCUGGAGGGUGCCAUCAACUUCCAGAGAGACGCCUUCCUGCGCAUCGACAUGUAUGCCAUGGGGCUGGUGCUGUGGGAGCUCGUCUCCCGCUGCAAGGCUGCCGAUGGCCCCGUGGACGAGUAUAUGCUGCCCUUUGAAGAAGAGAUCGGCCAGCACCCAUCAUUGGAGGAGCUGCAGGAGGUGGUCGUGCACAAGAAGAUGCGGCCCGCCAUUAAGGAUCACUGGCUGAAGCACCCGGGCCUGGCCCAGCUCUGUGUGACCAUCGAGGAGUGCUGGGACCACGACGCAGAGGCUCGCCUGUCUGCGGGCUGUGUGGAGGAGCGGGUGUCCCUGAUCCGGAGGUCGGUCAACGGCACUACCUCGGACUGUCUUGUCUCCCUGGUGACUUCCGUCACCAACGUGGACCUGCCCCCUAAAGAGUCGAGCAUCUAAGCCCGGGACACGAGUGGAUCUCCAGACUCGGUGGAUCUGAAGAGGAAAGGAAAAAACAAGUUGUGUUUUGUUUUGGAAAUCUCAUAACACCAACAAACACAUAAAAUGCAGCUGCUAUUUUACCUUGACUUUUUAUUAUAAUUAAUUAUAAUUAUUAUUAUUAAUAUUAUUUUGGGAUCGGAUCAGUUCUACCAGCACAUCGCUCUACUGCAUCUCAAACAGUGGACGCGUCAGCAGGCGUCGAGGUGCUGAGCUGUGAAUGCAGAACCAGCGCCGUGCUGGCAGCCUCCGCUGCCUCCUGUCCUGGGGGUUCAGCUUCCCCCGCCUUCGUUGCUCGUCUCGGAAUCUGUGACACAGAGUCCCAUCUCCUGUCUUAGGAAACUUAAUGCUGCAAACUCAUCCUAGAGGAGCCUUUGAAGACUGUUACAUAAAAACAUACUUCCUCCAGAGGAGUUUCCUUCUGCCCUUACCACCUCCCUCCUUCCCUUUCCUUGUGUUUUUCUCCCUUUUUUAGACAGUGAGUUUAAGAAACAGCAGAUGUGUUUUCACGGAUUAACGGGU
Molecule: messenger RNA, 2301 nt
Organism: Phyllostomus hastatus (greater spear-nosed bat)
Lineage: Eukaryota; Metazoa; Chordata; Mammalia; Chiroptera; Phyllostomidae
Gene: ACVR2B
Product: activin A receptor type 2B
Exons: 11
Coding region: 202-1740 (512 amino acids)
Biological process (GO): activin receptor signaling pathway; protein phosphorylation; cellular response to growth factor stimulus
Cellular component (GO): activin receptor complex; plasma membrane
Molecular function (GO): ATP binding; activin receptor activity; activin binding
Source: RefSeq, a predicted model, not a curated record